AGUAUUGCGUGAUUUUUUUGAUUUUGUAUUGGCUGGUUUUAUUUUGGAAUCGAUUCCAGUUCUGUUAUCGAUUGAUGGGUAUUUCUUUGAGUUUGAAGAGGGUGAAGAGGCAAAGAAUUUAUUAGUGAUGCUGGAGAGUAAUGAAAUGUUUUCUUCUUGA
Molecule: messenger RNA, 160 nt
Organism: Ambispora gerdemannii
Lineage: Eukaryota; Fungi; Glomeromycota; Glomeromycetes; Archaeosporales; Ambisporaceae
Source: the annotation of a GenBank genome assembly